CCUCCAGUCCUACACUAUAUAUACUCCCCAACUAGAUUGCUCCACAAACCCUAAUCCCCAAAAUAACAUCCAAUCAAAUUCGGGUCGGGCAGCAUGACCCGACGCUGCUCUCACUGCAACAACAACGGGCACAACGCUCGGACCUGCCCGACCCGGGGCGUCAAGCUGUUUGGGGUUCGAUUGACCGAUGGAUCAUCCAUCCGAAAGAGUGCUAGUAUGGGUAACUUGACCCAUUUCUCCGGGUCUAACCCGGCGGAAAAUUUCGGAGACACGCCGGAUCAUGCUGCCGGCGAUGGGUAUGCGUCGGAGGAUUUUGUUCCCGGGUCGGGUUCUGGUCGAGCACGGAAAAAAGGUAAUCCAUGGACCGAGGAGGAGCAUAGGAUGUUUUUACUCGGUUUGCAAAAGCUUGGAAAAGGUGACUGGCGUGGAAUUUCACGAAAUUAUGUAAUUACAAGAACACCUACUCAGGUGGCCAGCCAUGCUCAGAAAUAUUUCAUUAGGCAAAGCAAUAUGUCCAGGAGAAAACGCAGAUCAAGCCUCUUCGAUAUUGUAGCUGAUGAAUCAGUCGAAACUCCAAUGGUGUCACAAGAAUUCUUAUCUGCCGAUCCUACACAAGCCGAGACACAAGUUGAUACAUUUCAAGAAGAAUGUGAAUCAAUGGAAUCUGCUAAUACCAGUGAUACUGUACCUACUCCAAAGCCAGAGAACUUACAAUACUGCUAUCCAGUUGUCUAUCCUGCAUAUGUCCCAUAUCCUGUGCCAUUUUGGAUGGGGUCCAACCCAGGGCCAAUCACAACAGAUACUCAUGAGGUGCUUAAGCCAACGGCGGUGCACUCGAAAGCCCCCAUCAACUUGGAUCAACUGGUUGGCAUGUCAAAACUCAGUAUAGGGGGAUCCAUUGGCAAGGGAGGACCCUCUUCUCUUUCAGUAAAGUUACGUGAAGGCUCUAGUAGGCAGUCAGCUUUCCAUGCCAAGUCAUCCCCGGCUAGUUCAGGCAUGAACUCAAGGAAAAGUCCUAUCCAUGCAAUUUAGAAAUGUAGACUUUUAGGUACAAUAUGCUUGAUACUUGUGAGCUGUAGUCUGUAUGUGAGGUUAUGUUAUUCAAGUUGGUUAAAUACCUUAAAUAAGCUUUAUCACCUGAAGCCUCACUUUGUGUAUUAGUUCUACAUGACUCUUGCUAAAAGAGAUUAUAUUUCUUUUGUUUGCACAUUUCAUUAUAGAAAUCUCAAUUGAAGUUCC
Messenger RNA from Daucus carota subsp. sativus, 1239 nucleotides. Its product is annotated as transcription factor KUA1. The record is from RefSeq and is a predicted model, not a curated record. Gene Ontology annotation, biological process: response to gibberellin; response to ethylene. The transcript has 3 exons. The coding region runs from base 94 to 1032 and encodes 312 amino acids. Lineage: Eukaryota; Viridiplantae; Streptophyta; Magnoliopsida; Apiales; Apiaceae. Gene Ontology annotation, molecular function: zinc ion binding; DNA binding.